Messenger RNA from Cucumis melo (muskmelon), 1594 nucleotides. Its product is annotated as ADP-ribosylation factor GTPase-activating protein AGD12-like. Gene Ontology annotation, molecular function: GTPase activator activity; phospholipid binding. NCBI's taxonomy places the organism in Eukaryota, Viridiplantae, Streptophyta, Magnoliopsida, Cucurbitales, Cucurbitaceae. The record is from RefSeq and is a predicted model, not a curated record. The transcript has 9 exons. Bases 342 to 1343 code for a protein of 333 amino acids.
AUUAAAUCACAUUCUCAUUAAUUAUAUUUUUAUAAGUUAAAAAAAAAAAAAAAACUGAAUAAUUCAUAUCCAUUCCAUUCCACUUCUCUCAAAGUUACAAACCGCCUCCCCCCCCCCCCCCCCCCUUCUCCCACCCCCUUACGAAAAAGAUAUUAAAAAAAAAAAAAAGGAGGGUGGAAGAAGAGAGUUCUGCAAAUUUCAAUCAUCCACAUCCACGGGGUAUUCAACAUUCUGAUUUUUCCUGCCCAAUCCCUUCUUUUUCUCCAUUUCUCGUCACCGAUUGUCUUCAAUCAUCGAUCUCACUGGGAUUUGUUGGAUGAUCGUCUAUUACUGGCGGAGCAAUGAAUAAUCGCGCAAUGGAACUUGGGAGGCCUGGCUCAGGCAAAAGACGAUUAAAGGACCUAUUGCUUUUAAAGGAUAAUCGCUUUUGUGCAGAUUGUCGCGCUGCAGAUCCUAAAUGGGCGUCAGCAAAUAUUGGAGUUUUUAUAUGCUUGAAAUGUUGUGGUGUUCAUAGAAGCCUCGGUUCACAUAUAUCUAAGGUGUUAUCAGUGACUCUGGAUGAAUGGAAUGAUGAUGAAAUUGAUGCAAUGAUAGAAGUUGGAGGAAAUUCUUCUGCAAAUGCUAUUUAUGAAGCCUAUAUUCCCGAGGGAUAUUCCAAACCUGGACCUGAUGCCACCCACGAACAACGUUCAAAAUUUAUUCGGUCCAAAUAUGAACUUCAAGAAUUUCUGAAACCGAGCUUGAGAAUUUUAUCAUCCAACUCUGACAAAAGCAACAUCCAAGCAAGCUUUUCUACAAAGAUCAUGAACAGCUUUCGUACGAAUUCUUCACAAAAACCACAAUCACAGGAAGGUAUGGUUGAGUAUAUUGGAUUAUUGAAGAUCAAAGUGAUUAGAGGGACAAACUUGGCUAUAAGAGAUAUGAUGUCGAGCGAUCCUUAUGUAGUCAUGACUCUUGGACAACAGACUGUCCAGACAAGUGUAGUCAGGAGCAACUUGAAUCCUGUGUGGAAUGAGGAACUGACACUUUCUGUACCUCAAGGUUUUGGAUCUAUAAAGUUGCAAGUAUACGACUAUGACACAUUUUCAGCCGACGACAUAAUGGGAGAAGCAGAGAUUGAUCUCCAACCCUUGAUAACAUCCGCAAUGGCAUUUGGAGAUGCUGGAAUGUUCUCAAACAUGCAAAUUGGUAAAUGGCUGAAAUCGCACGACAAUGCUCUCUUAAGCGAUAGCACCGUUAAUAUUGUUGAUGGAAAGGUGAAGCAAGAGAUAGCUCUCAAGCUUCAGAAUGUGGAAUCAGGAGAACUAGAUCUAGAGCUAGAAUGGUUGGCUCUUGAACAAUAGGUACAUAUAAAUCCAUCCCAAUUUUAUUAAAAUAUGAGUGGUUAGUUAUCUGGUAUAGUCAUUCUUAUAGAAUGGUAUUGUGUAUUUUUUUCUUCUUUCUUUUAUUUGUUUUUCUUCUCUAUAUUGGGCUGAAAUUUUUUGUCUAUCCAUACUUUGUGGUCAGUAGUUGUAAUUCUUUAUAUUCUUAAAAUCUGAUCACAUACUUUCACUUGGUUAUAAAACUCCAAUGAGAUAUGAUGGCUUGAAAACAA